Molecule: messenger RNA, 1543 nt
Organism: Cynara cardunculus var. scolymus (artichoke)
Lineage: Eukaryota; Viridiplantae; Streptophyta; Magnoliopsida; Asterales; Asteraceae
Product: metal tolerance protein 9-like
Exons: 6
Coding region: 157-1398 (413 amino acids)
Biological process (GO): transmembrane transport; monoatomic cation transport
Cellular component (GO): membrane
Molecular function (GO): monoatomic cation transmembrane transporter activity
Source: RefSeq, a predicted model, not a curated record
ACACGGAGUAUGUAUCAUUCUCCCUAAAUCAAAUCGCCUGUGUACUCUUGCUCUUGCUCUUGUUGAUAUUGCCGUAGUGGUGGUGCUUCAAUCACCAUAUAUCUAUCGUCACCUACCUACACCUAGAUUGUGCUUUUGAUUUUGCCGGAUCGAUCCAUGGAUGAUCAGGAGCAUUGCGGUGGCGAUGGUGUUGGUUGUGGUGCUACUGAUCAGACUACCGUCGGUGAUUCUUACACGGAUCAGUAUCGAUCUCCUUCUGCCGGUAAAUUAAAUGAUUCUCUUUCGUGGAAACUCGAUAUCAGCAAUUUCCGAUUACCAGAAUCCUCCUCCACCAUCGACGAUAAAGCUUCCACUCUCCGCCGACUGUUCCUCCUUGCUCCAAGAAAACAAAGAAAAGUCCAACAAUAUUACAAGAAACAAGAAAGACUCUUAGAAGGGUAUAAUGAGAUGGAAACAAUAAGCAAAACAGGUUGUUUACCUGGAAUCCUGAGUGAGGAUGAAAUGAAGAAUCUUGCUCAAAAUGAGAGAAUGGCGAUCUACAUUUCCAACGUCGCUAACUUGGUUCUUUUCAUCGCUAAAGUCUACGCAUCUAUCAAAAGCGGAUCGUUAGCGGUUAUCGCAUCAACUCUAGAUUCGUUUUUGGAUUUAUUAUCUGGAUUUAUUUUAUGGUUUACUUCAAACGCCAUGAGAAACCCGAAUCAGUAUCACUAUCCAAUUGGGAAGAAUCGAAUGCAACCUGUUGGUAUAAUCGUUUUCGCAACAAUAAUGGCGACUCUCGGUUUCCAAAUAUUGCUAGAGUCCGCAAGAGAACUCGUUGUCAAGACUCAUCCUAACGACGAUCAUGAUAGUGAAAAAUGGGUGAUUGGUAUCAUGGUGUCUGUGACGGUAGUGAAAUUUAUGCUCAUGAUGUAUUGUCGAAGAUUCGAAAACGAAAUAGUGAGAGCGUACGCUCAAGAUCAUUUCUUCGAUGUCAUCACCAAUUCUGUUGGAUUAGCUGCAACAAUCUUAGCCAUACAUUACCGUUGGUGGAUUGAUCCCGUUGGAGCUAUAAUUAUAGCGUUAUAUACAAUAAAUACAUGGGCAAAGACUGUUAUAGAGAAUGUAUGGUCGUUAAUAGGGAGAACUGCUCCACCAGAAUUCUUGGCGAAAUUGACAUAUUUGGUAUGGAAUCAUCAUGAAGAAAUAAAACACAUCGAUACAGUGAGAGCCUACACGUUUGGGAAUCAUUAUUUUGUGGAGGUAGAUAUUGUGUUGCGAGAGGAUAUGGUGCUCAUUGAGGCACAUAACAUCGGAGAAAUGUUGCAAGUAAAGCUGGAGCAAUUGGUUGAAGUCGAAAGAGCAUUUGUUCAUAUCGAUUUUGAGUUCACACAUACACCUGAACAUAAAGGAAAAGUUUGAAGUUAUAUAAACAUUAUUUCUUACACCUCAGUUAAAAAAGAGAGGAUAAAACUGAUAGUGAAUAAUGACGAUUAUAUCUGUAAUUCUUUUAGACACUUACGAUAAAUGUUUGGUGUUUUCGUUUAUACUUCUAUUGUCAUAUCAA